Molecule: messenger RNA, 3328 nt
Organism: Fundulus heteroclitus (mummichog)
Lineage: Eukaryota; Metazoa; Chordata; Actinopteri; Cyprinodontiformes; Fundulidae
Gene: wdr95
Product: WD40 repeat domain 95
Exons: 30
Coding region: 100-2952 (950 amino acids)
Molecular function (GO): protein binding
Source: RefSeq, a predicted model, not a curated record
CCAAUGGAGAGAUCUAUCUGUCUUGGUGGAUAGACAAAAGGCAUUUCAAAUCCCUUAGGUUUUAGAUACCAUUAGACAUAAAGGAAAAAAAAUUCAAGAAUGCCACUGGAGAAAAACGUUCGCCCUUCAUCAGCUUCAGGAAGAUUAGAAAGCAACCACAAGACCAGCAUCCUCGCUGAACUGGAAGGCACGGCGCAGAGAAUAAAGAAAGCAUCUGUGGGUUGGCCUGAAAAAGCAAAGGACUUUUUAGCCCCUCAACAUUUGGGUGUUGGUGAGGACAACAAGGACCCAGAAUGGCAGGAGCGACAGCCCUCCAACUUUAUGAACUGUCUGAUCAAUGGAAAGAUAUCAUUAGAUAAUCUCCAAAAAAUGAAAUUUGCACUUGAGGAAUCUGAUGCGAGUGGGAGAGGAUACACUGAUGUAGAGAAUUUUGGAUAUAUUCUGAAAAAGUGCUUUGAAGUGACUAACAUGAGCAAUGGACAGAUUCAUAGUUUGUUUAAAAAGAUUGAUUACUCAGAUCAAGGAAGGAUUUCAUGGGCGGAUUUCUCCAAUUAUCUGCUUGAGCAGCACAAAGCAAAGGAAGAAACUGUGAGACGCACCAAGAAGGUGGCGUUUAAUUUGCCAGCCACCAUGAGCGAAUGUGGUCAUGGCGUUCCCAUAGUCAACAUCCACUCCCUUCAUGAUGGCACCGUGUUAACAGUGAGAGAGGAUGGGUUCGUGUGUGAGUGGAGUCCUAAACUUGACCCUCAGAGGACCAAGCUCAUGUUUAGUGAGGGACCUGCCAAUAGAAGGUCAAAGUGGGUAACUGAUUUCGCUCUGAUGUCGGAGUACAAAAAGUUGAUGAUCGGAACAGGGGAUGGAGAGAUUCAGUUCUAUGAACUUUCUACUUUGAAGCCUUAUUGCCAGAUCAGUGGCUUGGAAACAAUACCUUUAACUUUAGACUAUGGCUACAUUGGCUCUGACAAAUGUUGUUUUCUAUAUGGAGACAUGGAGGGAUGUGUUACCAUCCUUUUGCUGUCCUCUGCUGAUGAUACCCUCAGAUUAUGGAACAGAUUACCAAAGGAUGAAAAUGUACCUAAUAUUGCUAUUAAAAAUGCUGCGCUCUCUCCAAACGUGACAUUUGUCAGGUGGAAGGUCCAUCAUGACUGGGUGACACAGGUAAAAUAUUUUCGCAGCUUUCAUGCUGUUGCCUCAUCAUCAAAUGAAGAGUCGUCUUCUCUUGUUGUAGGCUGUCUGCUGCCUUUAACAGAUUCUGCACAGCAGCUCAGGGAGAUCAGAGAGGUUUGCUACAAGGGUAAAAACAGGAAGAUCCAACUAAGCUGGACUCCACAGGUCCGUGCAUCUGGGGAUCAAACCAUCUUCUCCGUCCACAAAGGUGUAAAGGCUUUUGACCUUUGUCAGAAGCACUGUUUGCUGGUGACCGGAGGCAUGGACAGACUAAUACGCCUGUGGAACCCACGUUUUUCAGAGAAACCCAAUGGUAUUUUAAAAGGCCACUCUGCUCCCAUCUUCUCCCUCUGCAUCUCAUCAGAGGACAGCAGGAUCUUUUCUGUCUCCACAGAUGGCACAGUGAAGAUUUGGCACAUUCAAGAUCAGUCUUGCCUCUUUACAGCCGACCCCAAAGCCAGCGGGAUUCAUGGUGAUGUCUCUGCGUGCUCCUAUUCCCCUGCCAUGAGAUCCCUGUAUGUUGCAGCAGACUGCGUAGCUGUGCUCCCCUUGAUGUUGAGGCCAAGGCGUCACAGUCGCAUCACGGUUUCUCAUGACGAGGCUGUAACGUGCUGCGGGUACAGCGAAGAGUUACGGCAGGUUGUGAGCUGCAGCGAGGGGUCUGUGGUGAAAGUGUGGGAUUUUGAAACUGGACGACAAAUUUUUGAGUUUAAUGCAACACCAGAUCUGAGCACCAUCACCUGCAUGACAUUUGACAUUAAGGGAAGAAGGCUUGUCACAGGAGGAAGUAAUGGAUGCUUAAAGGUAUGGAACUUCAACAGUGGUCAGUGCCUAAAGACAUUAAAGAAAGAAGGUAAAUGCCAACAGGUGUGUGACUGCAUCAUUCUCAGGGUACAAGGAAAUUUCUAUGUGGCUGCUGUCGGAAGAGACCGGAGGAUUGACAUUUAUCCAGAUGUUCCUGAGGACCCUUAUCAUGUCCAGAGACCACAACCGUCAUGGAAAGACGAUUUGAAAAGUGGCCAUAAGGAGGACAUCCUUUGUGUGGUGCAGUGUCCUCCCUCUCUCUUGGCCACUGGCAGCUACAAUGGAGAAAUCAUAGUGUGGAACGCAGCCUCCGGAUCUAUAAACUGUCGGUUUGUUGGACCUCUCUCAGCUAGAGAUCAGAAAACUGAAGGAUUGGAUACAAGUGUUCCAAGCAUGGUUUUUAUCAAGAAGUUAAAGCUGCUGCAGCGUUCUCCGACUAUUGCUCUCCUGGCACCUGGAGUCAGAGGGUGGGUGAAUCUCUGGGAUGUGCACAGUGGAAGAAAGCUAGUGAGCAGCUUCAAAGUUUCAAAAUUUCAACAGAAGAUAACAAAACUGUCCAUGACUGAUGAGAGGACGCUGCUGUACGCUGCUGACAGGAUUGGUUACAUCUAUGUUUACAACAUGGAGACGUUUGACCCAGAGCAAAAGUCGCCCAGAGCUGAACAUUUCUGGCGUGCCCACACCAGCUCAAUUACCAGCAUGGAGAUUGUCACCAGUGAUCAAGUGGUGCUAACCUCAUCCACUGACCACACGGUGAGGCUGUGGAGUUCACAAGGAGAACUUAUCGGGACAUUUGGCCAGCCUGAGAAGUGGAAUGUCCAGCUUCCCUCAUCCUGGAUUCAUCCGGGUGUCCCCUAUGAGUUUCUGAUUGAACCUCUCAGUGUGCCACAUUAUGAUAUUCUGACGAGAAAAUCACAUCUCUCUGCAACCAUCAGUUCUGACGUGGCUGAGACUGAUAGAGGGGAACUAAAGACUCUGUGAUGAAAUUCACUGGAAUACUAAUACACCAUCAAACAACUUCGUCCUGAAUGGCUUCAGGAGCUUAGUGCGAUUGAAUGCCUGUGAACCACCGAAACUCUCUCUGACAUCGAUCCGCUCAUCAGCCACAUGGGGGAGCUGGAAUUAACUGACUAUGAUGAAACUGUAUUGAUCAAAACUGAGAAAGGGGGCCAUUGCAAAGUUAUGAGUCAAUGUAUGUUAUGCAGUUUAACGACAAUGGCAGACACAUCCAACACUUCAGUCAGGCCUGUUUUUUUUUCCACAUCAGAAACACAUGUUUAGUUUCAAACUUACUUUAGUGACUUUUUCAUAAAUAGUUCCAUUGCAUGCAGUAUAAAUAACCACCAUUUCUGGUACA